Molecule: messenger RNA, 1915 nt
Organism: Folsomia candida
Lineage: Eukaryota; Metazoa; Arthropoda; Collembola; Entomobryomorpha; Isotomidae
Exons: 4
Coding region: 609-1166 (185 amino acids)
Source: RefSeq, a predicted model, not a curated record
ACAAUCACACUGACAGAACUGCCUCUCACUUUUUCCACCAACAAAAUCGAAUCUAUUCAUCCACAAAUAAAAAGCUUGCUUUAUUCUACAACGACCGCAUCAGCAUCAGCACUCUCUAAUCUUGCAUAUACAUAGAUACACGCAGUCCUAUGCAGAUGAUAACUUUGGUUUGCGUUGCGUGAUUUCGUUCUUCAGUGGUGCUGCCAAUUGGUGAGGUCCAACUCAUGGCAAUGAGACUUUAAAAGUAUACGAAGGAAGAGAGAGUUAGCGAGUUGGUGUCAUUAUUUUAUUACUUUACUCAUUUUUUGCAUGGCUAUGUAAUAGCACUGAUCGUAAUCUUAAACUGGUCGAAGUGGAGUACGCACAACUCCUCCCACACUUGGAAUGAACAGGAAACAGUGCAAAAAUAUUGUUUAGUUGCCUGUGAUAUAUUUUUAUUUGUGGGUGGGGUGGUGGUGAUAAGUACAAAGUGUAAUUAAUAUUAAGGGCCCUACAGAUCUACUUAUUUGUGUAGGAGGAGUGCCUUUUUUCUCUACACUUUAUUUUUUAAACCAGGUUUUCAACAAUUAAUAAUAUCUCGCAUAUCUUAUUCUCCGUCAACUUUAAUCAUGUUCAUGGACAAGAAUCCGUGCUGCUGCAUCCCUCUGAGGAAGGGGGUCUUGUUGAUUGCAAUUAUUGAUAUUGUUAUCGGAGCGUUGGGAGCGGGUUUAGGGAUAUUUGCAAUCUUCGCCAUAGCAUUUGCUGCUCCACCCACGGCACGUCCAACAACGGAAAUAACAGCACCAACCAAGUCUAAUUCAUCGACCAGUGGCGAGGAGAAGCCGUCCAUGACGUAUAUUGGAUUACUUCUUGCACUCUUUAUUGUCUACUGCAUCUUCCAAAUUGCGUUUGGAGGGUUGCUCAUCUGGGGACUUACGAAGGAAAGGGUGUUCCUUCUCAAGGCCUGGUUAGGCUUUCGAGCAUCCGGUGCACUUUUCACGCUUGGAACAUUGGUCGCAUUUGUCGUUCUUGGAUCUGAAGCUACCAUCCAGCCCGGACUAGUGGAUGGAGUGAGCCUCAUCUUUUCGGUGUACUGUCUCCUCGCCGUGUACAUUUUUGCGACACAACUCCAACCCCCAUCAAUCAAAAAUUUGAAACCGUUCAACGGUCACCCUCCGCAAGUUUGAUAAUAGGGAGAUACAUAAUAAUAGCUCAAAUAACAAGAGAAUCAUGAAGCAUUAUCUCGUUACGUAUGAAUUGCGGAGUAAAAUAAUAUUUACUUGGUGGUUUCUAAAUACUUUCUUAAUCGUGAUAUACACGUGAAGCCAAAGUAAAGUCAGUCUCUUAAUCCUUCUAGCGUCUUAUGUUUACCAAGUCCACACCAGUAUUAUUGUGACACCUCGCUACCAACCGACCUCAACACUAUCACAAAAAGUACCAAGAAAGACUUAGCUAAAGUUGAAGUUUAAAUAGUUCGUUGAAAUGAAUCCCUUCUCUUUUUUUGCAAAAUAUGCUAUUUGUACGAGUUGUCCUUCUAGUAUUCUCUAUUCUGCAAAUUCUGUAGAUGUAUUUUCGUUGGCUACCUACAUAUUUUUCAGAAAUACGAUCUAUCGUUACAGUUGUGAAGCACACAGCCAGAUGCCAACGCAUUUCUAGCCGGCAAGAUCACACUUAACUUUCGAUGACGUCCAGAAAUUUUAUACACAAAAGAAACUUGUGAAAAUUCAUUUUUUGUUACAUGCUAAAACAAAUAUUUUCGGAAUGAGAAGUCGAUGAUUUUUCAGCGAUCACAUAUUUACAUGGUGGUCGCGAAAAAAUUCGUGGGAUGCUUUAUGUGGCGUAGGGUUAUUUUCUUAGUUAUAAUUUACGAUAUUGAUGUUAUUGGGUAUUAAAAUUAGGCAAGGAUAAAUAAUAAAUAAGUUGUUUUUAUUCGAAA